Molecule: messenger RNA, 1404 nt
Organism: Salvia miltiorrhiza (redroot sage)
Lineage: Eukaryota; Viridiplantae; Streptophyta; Magnoliopsida; Lamiales; Lamiaceae
Exons: 2
Coding region: 1-1404 (467 amino acids)
Molecular function (GO): nucleic acid binding
Source: RefSeq, a predicted model, not a curated record
AUGGGAAGAAGGAAGGAUUUAUCAAGCCAAGAAAGGCAAGCCAUGGCCUUCUUUCUUCUUCAAAACUUUACAGAUGGGAAGCUCCGACAUGGGACUAUCACUGCUGCCAUGGCGAAGUGGGGGUGUUGUCGAAGCUCCGUCGCGCGUUUAUGGCAGGCUGCAAAAAAGGAGCACGCACAAGGUCAGUUAGUCUCCGUUCAAAGCAAAAAAAUCAACAAAUGUAGAAGAAAAAGAGUGCAAAUAGAUUUAGAACUCAUAGCUAGUCUAGAGUUGCACAAAAGGGGAACCAUUCGAAGACUUGCAACAGGUAUAAAUUGCUCGAAAAGUACAGUGGGUAGAUGGAUCUCUAAGGGGCUGAUCAGAGCUCAUUCAAGUGCUAUCCGACCCGAUUUGACGGCCCCCAACAAGUUAUUGAGGCUACGGUUCUCUCUUGAACAGAUUGUGUAUGAUAGGAUAUGCAAUGUCCUAAAGUUCAAGAAUAUGCACAAUGUAGUGCAUAUUGAUGAGAAGUGGUUCUACAUCACCAAAGCAAACCACAAAUUUUACUUAACUCCAGAGGAAACUGAUCCACAUCGCACAUGCAAGAGUAAGAAGUUUAUAAAAAAAGUUAUGUUCAGUUGUGCAGUGGCCAGGCCUCUAUUCAAUGAAGAUGGGAGUGUGUUAUUUGAUGGCAAGAUAGGGAUUUUCCCUUUCACUGAGAUGGUACCAGCCAAAAGAACAAGCAAGAACAGGCUGGCUGGAACAAUGGAGGAGAAGCCAAUCCAGUCCAUCACUAAAGGAGUGAUGAAGGACUGCUAUAUCUCCAAGUUAAUUCCAGCAAUUAUGGCCAAAUGGCCCCAAUUUGCAAGCAAAACUAUCUAUAUACAGCAAGACAAUGCGAGGCCACAUAUAUUGGACAAUGAUCCAGAUUGGAGAGCUGCGGCAACAGCCAAUGGCUUUGAUAUCCAUAUUGUACAACAACCUCCAAAUAGCCCAGACACCAACAUCAAUGACUUGGGUUGGUUUAGGGCUAUUCAAAGCUUGCAAGUACAGUCAGUUGCCACAAAUGAGCAUGAGCUAGUAAAAGCAGUUGAAAAAUCAUUUGAGGAGCUAAGUCCUCAUACUUUAAACUCUGUUUUCUUGAGCUUACAGGGAUGUUUAACUGAAAUUAUGAAAAUAAGAGGGCAGAAUUGUUACAAGCUUCCACACAUGAAGAAAGGAGUUCUUGCAAGACAAGGUGCACUUCCAAUGGCUUUAGAAGUGCCAAAAGAGCUUGUGGAAGAGUGCAUUGGCUAUUUGUUUGAAAAAGGAGUGGUGGAAGGCAUAGACCAACUGAAAAUGCAGUUGGGAUUAGACCCCUCUCCAUUUGAAGCAAUGGAGGCAGCCUUCAAUCAUUUGAAUAUGAUUGAGGAUGCCUCCAUUUAG